CCACAACCCUUCCGACGCCCUCCGGCGUACCCAACUCGUCCGUCCUCCUCUUCCUCCAACCCAACCCUAAUAGGGAGAGGAAGAGGGAGAGAGAAAGAGAGAGUGCGAUUGCCUCCCAUGAAUUUCCUCACAACACCGAAGCCAGAGCUCGGCCUCCGGCGCCUGGCGUCCGCUCCACUCUCGAAACUCCCCGGUCCCUCACCCAGGAGGUUCCCGGUUCGCCAGAGAUUCCGCAACGGCACGAAUCUAUGGGCCCUCCCGAGGAAGAAAUCGGAGCUCCGAUGCGAAGCCGAUGGAUCCGACAGGACCUCCAACGGAGUACUCGAGAAGGCCGCCUCCGGUUUCGCUGCCGCGGCGGCGGCAGCGGCCGUGAUGGCCGUCUGUGGCUGCGACGCACCCGCCCUCGCCGAGUCUCUUACCGUUGCCUUCCCUGUUUCUCGAGCACGCGAGGUGAACACGGUUCAGAGAACUCUUGUUGAGGCUUGGGGAUUGAUUCGGGAGACCUUCAUCGAUCCUACUUUUAACCACCAAGAUUGGGACUUAAAGUUGCAGCAGACCAUGGUCGAAAUGUUUCCACUUAAGUCCGCAGAUGCAGCAUACAAUAAAAUCAGUGGAAUGCUUGCAACUCUUGGUGAUCCUUUUACGAGAAUUAUCAGCCCAAAGGAAUAUCAAAGUUUCAGAAUCGGCAGCGAUGGAAAUUUGCAAGGGGUUGGGCUAUUUAUAAAUGUUGAACCAAAAUCGGGCAACUUGGUUGUUUUGUCUUGUAUUGAGGGAAGCCCUGCUGACCGAGCUGGUAUACACGAAGGAGAUGAGCUAAUUGAGAUUGAUGGAGAGAACCUUGCUGGGUUAGGUAGUGAGGCAGCAGCCCGCAAGCUUCGAGGACGUGUUGGCACUACUGUCAGAGUGAAGCUUCAUAGUGGAGGAGCAGAAAGUGGAAUUGGCAAUGGGCUAAGAGAGGUACAACUACCUCGUGAGGUUAUUAAUCUUUCACCUAUAUCUAGUACAAUCAUCUCCCACAUAUCAAUCGAUGGCCAUGAGCUGAAGACUGGAUAUGUUAGGCUUUCUGCAUUCUCUCAGAAUGCUGCUGCUGAAAUGGAGAAUGUUAUUUUAGAAAUGGAAGAUCAAGGUGUCCAGUCAUACAUCCUAGAUUUGCGCAAUAAUCCGGGAGGUCUGGUCAAAGCUGGAUUGGAUGUUGCCCAGAUGUGGCUAGACGGUGAUGAGACUCUUGUAAACACUAUUGAUCGCGAAGGAAAUAUGUUACCCAUCAAUAUGGUCGAUGGGCAUGCUUUAACACAUGAUCCACUUGUGGUGCUUGUUAAUGAAGGGAGUGCCAGUGCGAGUGAAAUCCUUGCAGGGGCAUUACAUGAUAAUGGGCGUGCAAUUCUUGUUGGUCAUACAACAUUUGGAAAAGGAAAAAUUCAGAGCGUGACUGAACUGCAUGAUGGAUCGGCUCUAUUCAUCACUGUCGCCAAGUAUUUGUCACCGGCUCUGCAUGAUAUCGAUCAGGUUGGUAUCGCUCCUGACGUGCAAUGCACCGCGGAUAAGCUGACUUCGUCCAUAGCAUCUUUAUCGAGAGACAAGAACACUACAUCAACUCUGGAGUCAGAUUCAUGUAUAAUGGUAGCAGAACAUGAGCUUGAGGUCCAGAAGCUGAAGGGGUCUGCUUCAUGAGAUUAGCAAUCAUCAGUUCCUCAUGUAGAUGUAUCAAUAAGUGAUAGAAGCAAACCUUUAUAGUCAUACUGUACAUACCACCAUUGUUGUUGGUUGUAAGGCCAAUGCAUAAUGAAUCUUUCUCUUGAAGUGAAUAUAUUCUCGUUUUUCAUCUA
This is a messenger RNA of Musa acuminata subsp. malaccensis (wild Malaysian banana), 1826 nucleotides long. Its product is annotated as carboxyl-terminal-processing peptidase 3, chloroplastic. Gene Ontology annotation, biological process: proteolysis; signal transduction. NCBI's taxonomy places the organism in Eukaryota, Viridiplantae, Streptophyta, Magnoliopsida, Zingiberales, Musaceae. Gene Ontology annotation, cellular component: outer membrane-bounded periplasmic space. Gene Ontology annotation, molecular function: endopeptidase activity; serine-type peptidase activity; protein binding. The record is from RefSeq and is a predicted model, not a curated record.